Molecule: messenger RNA, 309 nt
Organism: Uloborus diversus
Lineage: Eukaryota; Metazoa; Arthropoda; Arachnida; Araneae; Uloboridae
Exons: 4
Coding region: 1-309 (102 amino acids)
Source: RefSeq, a predicted model, not a curated record
AUGUUUAUACUGUGCAACGCCGGAGAAAGACUUGGAAAUGAGGCGAUUGGUCUAAUUAACAAACUGGCAAAAUCUGAAAUUUACGGAUUGCCAAAUUCUGUAAAAUUUCAGAUAAAACUUUUCAUUACCCAAGCGAUCUCGCAACCAACUAUCAUGACCGCUUGUCAAUUCUGCACGGUGUCGAGACCUUUCUUUUUAACUCUGGUGGGAACAACCUUCACGUGCCUGGUCGUAUUCCUGCAAGUGAAGACGAAUCCAGCGAAGUUUAGAGCGCCUGGAGACGACAACGACGAUCGCUUUGGAUGUUAA